Messenger RNA from Salmo salar (Atlantic salmon), 1002 nucleotides. NCBI's taxonomy places the organism in Eukaryota, Metazoa, Chordata, Actinopteri, Salmoniformes, Salmonidae. The record is from RefSeq and is a predicted model, not a curated record.
CUGUCUCUCUCACUCUUUCUUCUAUCUCUCUCUGUCUCCCACACAAGUGAUAUUCUCAGUGUCUGACUCACCCUACUCUUCUGACCCAGCUAAUCUCCCACUCUAGGGGGAGGAGAGGGGAGGCGACAGGGAGAGAGACACGGGGACAGAGAGAGAGAGAGAGAGAUAGAGAAACAGAGAGAGAGAGGGACGGAAAACACUGGGAAGAGAGGCAGACGAAUAAAGAAUGAAGGAAUAACGGAAAGAAGGGAGCGAGGGAGAGUGAGGGAGAGAAAGAGGGAGGGAAACAACAGAGGAACAGACAAGAUGAAGAUGAAGAUGAAGAAAAAUCGAUAACGGGAACGGUUUUUGGACAACCUGCCAGACGGAGAGACAGAGAGGACUACAGACUACAGUCUGAAGUAGACCAUGGUAGAUUUGUUCCUAGGUCGUUCACUAGUAUGUAACAAUAGAGACCGUGUUGAGUACGAUACGGAACGGGAAAUCAUCCUCCGUCUCCAGAACCGGAUCCUGCUCCUGUUCUUCGGUUCCGCUGACUGCCAACGGUGCCAGGAGUUCGUCCCAACGCUUAAGGACUUCUUCAAGCGUCUAACUGAUGAGUUCUACGUGGAACGCUCCGCCCAGUUGGUCCUUCUAUACAUCAGCCUGGACCAAUCAGAGGAGCAGCUGGAGAACCUCCUCAAAGAGCUGCCCAAGAAAUGCCUGUUCCUAACCCACGAUGACCCCUAUCGCAGAGAGCUGGAGUCUAUGUUUGAGGUAGAGGACGUAGCGAGUGUGGUGGUUCUGCGUCCAGACUGUUCUGUCCUACUUCCCAACGCUGUCUCUGAGAUAAGCAGCCUCGGAACCGACUGCUUCCACAACUGGCAGGAAUCAGCUGAGCUUAUGGACAGGAACUUCAUGCUGAACGAGGAGUUUGAUGACAAAAAGAUGCGGAGCGUCACUGACCCGAUACGCCACCUCAAAUACAAGGUGAAGACGAAGAAGAGGAGGAGGCAAUGGGGG